This is a messenger RNA of Sordaria macrospora k-hell, 2958 nucleotides long. RefSeq lists its product as uncharacterized. The record is from RefSeq and is a predicted model, not a curated record. Lineage: Eukaryota; Fungi; Ascomycota; Sordariomycetes; Sordariales; Sordariaceae. Gene Ontology annotation, molecular function: protein binding; protein-containing complex binding.
AUGCGCCGGAGUCGAACACCGCCUCCAUCGCCAUUCCGGGUCCUGGCACACCAUGGGGGACCUCAACCGGCUCAAGACUCGGGCGCCCUCAUCAGGUCCUUCAAUGUCGAGACCAAUCCCACUCGGCCGAUUCGCCCUUCUCCCUUGACGGCCUCCACCAUCCCCGACAUGCCUCUCGACCUGGUUGACCGAAUCCGAUCGUUUCCACUCUUCAUGUCCGCCCCCGAAGGCUUCCUCGUUGCCAUUGGCACCCACCUAAAACCUCAAGUCCAUUCCGCCCAAGACCACAUCCUCACAGAAGGCGACGAAGCAAAAGCCAUGUACUGGCUGGUACGAGGCGUGGUCGCCGUCACAUCUCGGGAUGGCGAAGCUGUCUAUGCCGAACUCAAACCCGGCGCAUUCUUUGGCGAGAUUGGCGUGCUGAUGGACGUUCCCCGGACUGCGACUAUCAUUGCAAGGACAAAAUGCUUGCUGGUCGUUCUCAAGAAGGAGGACCUGCAAGCUGAACUGCCCAAGUACCCCGAGAUGGAAAAGGCUAUUCGCCAGGAAGCACAGGAAAGGUUGAACAUCUUGAAGAAAAAGCGGCAGGAAGGCGGCCAGAUGAGCAAACCGUCGACCAAUAAGCUAGCCCGGGAAGCAGCGCCUGGCCAAGUUAGUACCGGAGAGUCGGGAAGCAUCAAGGAGGGCGCCGUGGUCAAAAGCAAGAAGCGCAAGUCGCCCAGUCCUGGCGUGAUUGACGACCCGACCAUUAGUGGUAGCGCCCUGGGAAGCGGUUACGUCAAUGUGCGAAAUACGCUUAAAGAGCUCCCGCUGUUCUCGACGCUGCCUCCCGAUAUCCUGCACUUCCUGGGCCUGAGCGCACAGCCAAAGUCCUACUCGCCUUUUACCGACAUUGUCCGUCAAGGUAGUCGCGGCAACGACAUCUACUUCAUUGUUCGUGGUGAAGCCGAGGUCGUACAUGAAUCCGAAAAGACGUUUUCGCGGCCCCGACUAAAACAGGGACAGUACUUCGGUGAAGUGGCUAGCCUAGGCUUGUCUGAGGGGAGAACUGCCACGGUCCGGUCCAUCACUGCAGUGGAAUGUCUGAUGAUCGGCGGUGAUGCCCUUGAAGAGCUCUGGAGGCGCUGUCCACCCGAAAUUCGAUCCCAAGUGGAAGAGACGGCUCGGAAGCGCAUCAAGGGAACGGAUGAAGAUGUGGAGAUGGUCGAUGCCCAGCCCGAAGUUACCUUUAUUACACCCUCGAAGCCAAUUUCGCCCGCGAAAGAGAAGACACACCAGCCUUCGGAUCCUGAUCCGUUCCUUAGCGUGGACAUGGAGAACAUGCGCAAUCGUCGUAGGAACUCGAUCGCCCCGCCAACUCCGCAGACUGAUGCGUCUGCUAUUGUUAACGGCAUGAAGGCUAUUACGCCCGAGAGCAGCCCGCUACGACAUCCUGUACCUGAUGGCUCCCCGAUUCCGAGCAAACGCGCACGAACCUUACCUUGGCGAUCAUCCACGGUAGAAUACGAAGCCAAGAAGCUUACCCUUCCAGAUGACAUCCUGGUCUGCAUCUUCCAGCACCUAGAUCUCCUCGAGAUGAUCAGACUACGAAUCGUUUGCCGAGACUGGCGUCGCCUGCUUACCACCAGCCCCAACCUCUGCACCCAUGUUGACCUCAGCUUGAUCAAUCGCAAAGUAACCGACUGGUCUCUUGUUCAUAUUCUCGCGCCCUUCAUCGGUCUACGACCAGUCGAGGUUGACAUCAGCAGCUGCUUCCACAUCACCGAUGAGGGUUUCCAAGCCCUGUGGAAGCAAUGCGGCAAGAACAUCAAAGUCUGGAAGAUGCGUAGUGUCUGGGACGUUUCCGCCUCUCAAAUUCUCGAAAUGUCCGAAAACGCCAAAAGCCUCGAAGAAGUCGACUGGUCCAACUGCCGCAAAGUAGGCGACAACUUGCUUGCGCGAGUAGUAGGCUGGGUGGUCCCCGAGCCUCCCCCCUCUCGCUCCUCUGAGAACGGCGGCAAGGUAGUCAUCGCCUCUUCCAACUCCCGCAGCAGCAACCGUCGCCUAAAGCCCACGGGCACCACCGCCAACGGCUCAGCCACCGGCACCGCUCCCGCCCAACCCCCGCCCGGCACCAUCAUAGGCUGCCCCUCCCUCGCCCGCCUCAACCUCUCCUACUGCAAACACAUUACCGACCGAUCAAUGCACCACCUCGCUCUUCACGCCUCCUCCCGUCUCCAAUCCCUCACCCUAACACGCUGCACGAGCAUAACCGAUCAAGGCUUCCAGUCCUGGUCUCCCCACCGAUUUCCCAACCUCACGAGCCUCUGUCUGGCAGAUUGCACCUACCUAACCGACACCUCCAUCAUCGCCCUGGUGAACUCGUGCAAGUCCCUAACCCAUCUCGACCUCUCCUUCUGCUGUGCGCUGUCCGAUACCGCCACCGAGGUUAUUGCGCUCGGUCUGCCGGGUCUGAGGGAGUUGAGGAUGUCGUUCUGCGGCAGCGCCGUCUCUGACGCUAGUUUGGGCUGCGUGGCGCUGCAUCUGAAUGAGCUUCGUGGCUUGAGCGUGCGCGGGUGCGUGCGAGUAACUGGUGUAGGCGUGGAGAAUGUCCUGGAGGGGUGUGGAAGGUUGGAAUGGGUGGAUGUCAGCCAGUGUAGGAACCUAGGGGGUUGGUUAGUUGGUGGAGGAGUAGGGAGGUGGGGAUUUGAUGAGCGUGUUGCGAAGAAGAAGGGUGAUGCUUUGAAGCAUGAGGUGAUCGCGAGCAAAGCACAAGGGGGUAAGAUGGGAGCUGGAGGGGUUGGUGGUGGCGUGCAAAGGCCGAGGGGAAAUGGCGGCGGCGGCGGACUGAGACAAAGCAAGGUGCUGGGGCCAGGACCAGUAAUGAGGCCGAUUAUUCCGCCGAGAGGGGUGACGAAUCAUCGGACGAGGAAGCCGAUACGGUUCGUGGUUGAGAAAUGUGGUCUCGAGUUGAGGUGA